This is a messenger RNA of Emys orbicularis (European pond turtle), 2232 nucleotides long. RefSeq names its product SNF-related serine/threonine-protein kinase-like. Gene Ontology annotation, biological process: intracellular signal transduction; protein phosphorylation. Gene Ontology annotation, molecular function: ATP binding; protein serine/threonine kinase activity. The record is from RefSeq and is a predicted model, not a curated record. The transcript is spliced from 5 exons. The coding region runs from base 1 to 2232 and encodes 743 amino acids. Gene Ontology annotation, cellular component: cytoplasm. Lineage: Eukaryota; Metazoa; Chordata; Testudines; Emydidae.
AUGGCGGGGGCCAAGGGCUGCUACGAAGGGAAGAUAGCCGGCCUGUAUGACCUGGAGCGCACGCUGGGCAAAGGCCACUUCGCCGUGGUCAAGCUGGCGCGGCACGUCUUCACGGGGGAGAAGGUGGCGGUGAAGGUGAUCGACAAGAGCAAGCUGGACGUGAGCGCUGCGGGGCAGCUGCUGCAGGAGGUGCGCUGCAUGAAGCUGGUGCAGCAUCCCAACGUUGUGCGGCUCUACGAGGUCAUCGACACCCACUCCAAGCUCUACCUCAUCCUGGAGCUGGGGGACGGCGGCGACAUGUUCGACCACAUCAUGCGGCACGACGGCGGGCUGGCCGAGGGGCGCGCCAAGCACUACUUCGCCCAGAUCGUCCACGCCAUCUCCUACUGCCACAAGCUGCACGUGGUGCACCGCGACCUCAAGCCCGAGAACGUGGUCUUCUUCCGGGAGCAGGGCGUGGUCAAGCUCACUGACUUCGGCUUCAGCAACCGCUUCCAGCCCGGCAAGAUGCUCACCACGAGCUGCGGCUCGCUGGCCUACUCAGCACCCGAGAUCCUGCUGGGGGAUGAGUACGACGCCCCAGCCGUAGACGUCUGGAGCCUGGGUGUCAUCCUGUAUAUGCUGGUGUGCGGCCAGCCGCCCUUCCAGGAGGCCAACGACAGCGAGACGCUGACCAUGAUCAUGGACUGCCGCUACACCAUCCCGCCCCACGUGUCCUCGCAGUGUUCUGAUCUGGUCGGCAGGAUGCUGCAGCGGGACCCCAAGCAGCGGGCCUCCCUAGAGCAGAUUGAGACGCACCCCUGGCUGCAGGGCGUGGACCCCUCCCCAGCCAGCCGCUGCCUGCUGCCCCUGACGUCGCACAAGCGGGUGUCCCAGGAGGAACAUGACAUCAUCAUCCAGGCCAUGACGUGUGGGAACAUAGCGGACCAGGACGCCAUCCAGGAGGCCCUGGAGGCUGAUCGCUACAACCACAUCACGGCCACGUACUUCCUGCUGGCGGAGCGGAUCCUCCGGGAGAAGCAGGAGAAGCAAAGCCACAAGCUCAGCUUGGUCUAUAACCUGGCCCAGCAGGUGCAGAACAGUGCCAACCUGUCGGACCCAUUCAGCACCAUGGGCGACACCCGGGACCUCUCGCCCUUCGCAGAGAUGCCAGAUAGACUGGCAGCUUUCUCCAGCCCCCAGCCCUGGGCUGCCACAGAGGAUUCUGGGAAAAGAGAUGGCAGACCCAUUUCCUUUUCUGCCCUCGGGGAAGACGACGCGCCCCCCGGCCUCCAUGGAAAUGAGCAGCUGGUCCGAGCCCUGCUCAGUCCCGCCCUGGCGGACGCCCCCAUGGCCAAGAGCACCCCAGCCCUGCAGCAGAUCUGCGAGGAGGAGGAGGAGGACGAGGAGGAGGAGGGGAAGGCCAGCGCAAUGGGACGGAGAAGCUCUUCGCUAAACCAAGAGCAAAUGCGAGAUUUCCAGAGCUCCAAGGUCUCCCUAUUGUUCUGCCGUGGCGCUGUGACCCACAGCAAGGGGGAGAAGAGCCUUGGAGCCACCAAGCCAGGCCUCUUGGAGCAGGGCCCGGGGAGCAGCUGGCAGCUGCUGCCUCUCAGGGGGGCGCCGAGUCCCAGGAGCGAGCCGGGUCAGCCCCGAGAGGCGACAAGCCACGGUGCAGCGCAGGAGGCCACAGACCACCUCAGCGUGAGCGUUGGGGAGAGCGCCCCCAGCCCCCUCCCUGCAGGGACGCCGGCGGCACAGGGGGACGCAGAGCUCCAGGAGGGCGGGGGAGCGGGUCUGGAGAGGUGCCAGGCUGAAGGCAGCUCGGGGCCAGAGGAGGACACCACCACCACAGAAAUGGAGGAUGGGGGCAGCCUGGGGCAAGUGGGCAAGGCCCUGUAUCCAGGGAGCGGCGAGGGCCCCGUCGCUGGCUCUGCCGGGAGCCUCCAAGCCCCUUCACGUGGGACGCCAGUUCCAGAAGACAAGUCCAGGAAACGUGACAGGCCCCCUGAGACAGGCUCCUCCCCCAGGCCUGCGCGCCCAGCUGAGAGCCCUCACUGCGGCAGCACCGCCGGCGGCGAAACCACGGCCGACAACGUGAUCAAGUUAGACCCUGCUAAAAACAAGAGCACCCACCUGAAGGACAGGCUCCUGCAGUUCCCGCUGUGCGAGAAGGCUCUGGCCUUCAAGAUCAGGCCCAGCUCCAAGGAGAGCCUGCUGUCCCUGGGGCAGUUCAACUGCUGCCACGUCAUCUAG